AUGGAGAAAGUCCAAUAUCUUACUCGCUCUGCUAUAAGAAGAGCCUCAACGAUUGAAAUGCCUCAACAAGCACGUCAAAAUCUCCAGAACCUGUUCAUCAAUUUCUGUCUCAUCUUAAUCUGUCUCUUGCUCAUCUGCAUCAUUGUGAUGCUCCUAUGAAGCUCUGCUGCAGUCUCCAGAUCUGAACUUAACACUAUGCCUACUUCCUGCACAGAAGAAUUUCUUUGUGAAAAGUCAAGAUUAAAAGCAAAAAUAUUGUCAGUGAAUGUUAUCCACUGGAUUUU
Molecule: messenger RNA, 284 nt
Organism: Jaculus jaculus (lesser Egyptian jerboa)
Lineage: Eukaryota; Metazoa; Chordata; Mammalia; Rodentia; Dipodidae
Gene: Pln
Product: phospholamban
Exons: 1
Coding region: 1-159 (52 amino acids)
Biological process (GO): negative regulation of calcium ion import into sarcoplasmic reticulum; negative regulation of ATPase-coupled calcium transmembrane transporter activity; negative regulation of heart rate
Cellular component (GO): sarcoplasmic reticulum; membrane
Molecular function (GO): ATPase inhibitor activity
Source: RefSeq, a predicted model, not a curated record